AUGUCACUUAUUAGUGGCCGUGUGGCCAUUCAACUCACCCUCUCUCUCCCAACUACAAUCGAAUUCAUCGCACUCCAGUUACCCGUCUUAACUUCUCAGGGUCGAGGCGACAAGGGGAGUAAAAACGGAGACACCCGGCUAGAUACAUUUAAGUUACAUGAGCACUUCCGUCAGACACUUGCUAAUUUUUCAUUUCGCGCUUUACAUUUUUCCAUCAAUGUUUUCCCUUUCUUCGGAUUUCAUUCUGUCUCUUUAUUCCUAAUGUUGUCUCUCUUUUCUUUUCCUCCUAACUGCUUCCAUGCCUUUUCUCUCUUUCCUCCAAUCUCUUUAUCACUCUUUCACAUCUUUUCCUCCUUUUCUUUUCCAACUGCUGCUCUUAACUCACUCAGCCUUUCUUCCUUUCGUUUUUCUUUCCCAGGAAGAGGGUGUCGGUUCAAUCCUUUGUUGGUUUUAACAACAUUAUUUAUUUUUUCCUUCAAUCCUUCCUUUCCUUUAAACUCACAUUUUAAACACCUGUUCUUUCGCUCAAAAUUUCGAAAGACCUAUGUCGAUUUUUAUCUUUGUAUAUUUCUUCUAUCUAUCUAUCUAUCUAUCUAUCUAUCUAUCUGUACUUCAGUUGAAUUUUCAACUUCUUUUGCUUUAUAUUUUUACUUGUGUCGGAUAUCUAUCUAUCUAUCUAUCUAUCUAUCUAUCUAUCUAUCUAUCUAUAUAUAUAUAUAUAUUUAG
Messenger RNA from Acanthosepion pharaonis, 726 nucleotides. The record is from the annotation of a GenBank genome assembly. NCBI's taxonomy places the organism in Eukaryota, Metazoa, Mollusca, Cephalopoda, Sepiida, Sepiidae.